CGUGGUUUUAACGAUUACAAUAACAUUUCAUUGAUUAGUUUGAGUUCGCGUCCAAGCUGCAAUGGACACACCAAUGACAAGAUUAGCCAAAGAUGUGUGGUUGGUUCCCAAGCAAUUGACUCAAACCGCCAAACGAACCGUCUUUGGCCCGCUGUUCUGGGCAGUGAUCUAAUUCUGUUUCGAUGUCCGGGAGUUGCGAUAAACGCGAGGGGAAUUUUUAGCAGUCGUUUAAGGAGGACACAACCCGAAGCUUCUCGCAUACCUUUGUCGACAACUACAUGAACUGUACCUUCAGGAAACUGAUGCAAUCAAGCUUCAACGUGGAUCAACCGGGGUAACAGCCAAGACGAAUAAAAUAUGCCCACGGCGGUACAAGAAUGCACCAACAUUUGAGGGGAUUCAGUUUACACCAACAUUCUUAAUGAAAUGGACCAAAAGAGGGUUGAUCAUCUUCGCUUCGUUGCGUUGUGCGAAUAGGUUCUCUCUCUUAAAGCGGAUCUACAGUGAAAAUCUCGAGGCCCUUUCAAAGCCGCAUUAGGUUUAAAAGACUGAAGAAUCUUUUCGAUCACCCGUGCCGCCAUGUUUUGUGUUGAGUCGACUUUCAAGCUAAUUGUCUUGAUACAAUCAGAUUAGAAGAUAUGAUCCUUACCAAUUAAUACCAUUUCAGAAACGUUUGAGAAAUGAAAUUUGAACGUGUGUGGAUCAAUAACCUAGGAACCGACUAGACUGUUUGGAAUUACAGUGGAUGUAAAACAAAGUUACCAUGGGAUCCAGUCCGUCCAAAAACAAGAACAACAAAAAAGUCGCCAAUGUGAUGACUGCAACAUUCGCAUUCGAUGAUGCGGUCAACAGAGCAGCAGAACGGCGAAGACGCGAGGAGGGGGAAUUCGAAAAGACGGGCGACAGACUUGCAAGUGGAAAAGAGGAACCCUUGCAGACCAAUGGGGUCGUCAAAACGGCAGAGCAGGAGAUGGAAGAGGGCGCUAUUAGCAGUGAGGAGGAUGAACUGAUGCUGAGCCAUGCCUCCGUCAAGAUUCAAAGUGUGUUCCGUGGAUACAAGGAGAGGAAACUCAGGAAGCAGGAGACGGAGAUGGCUAUCAAGAUACAGAGGAUUUAUCGCCGUCAUUCGUCCAUCAAAAAGGCUCUGUCAGAGGAAGAGACAGACGCAACACCCGUGGAGCCCGAAGCAGCGCCCGUCGUACAAGAACCAUUACCAGCUUGUCCCGAAGAGCAACCAAAAACGUCCGAGGAGAAAGUAGACCCGAUACUCAGCCGAGACCAGUUGAGUUCACAGUCAAAGGCUGUGACCAAAAAACACUUGGUUGGAGUUGGAGAAAAGACGAAAGAGGAAUUUUUGGCGUUCCAGGAUGAGAUCACGGAGUUGAAAUGGUAUGCAGAGCAGCAGCUGGAGAGGGCGCUAUGUGGCCAUGAGUUCGUCGGACCACGGAUAGUCCUGGUUUCGUCCAAGAUACCAAAAGGACAACUUCUUGCUAAGAUUGUCAGAAAAGAUGUGCUGAUAUUUGUCUACGAUUUCAACAAUGAUUCCUUCGACGUGUUACUAGAAAACAUCCGGGUGAAUCUCGAGGCUUUCAAGCAAGGCUGCAAGGCGCGAUCCAUCUGCCUUUACUGUCAGGGCGGACCUGGUUAUAUGUACAUACGGAGAGCAAAGGUGGUGACGGUGGCUAAACUUAAAAAAGACUGUGAACAAGACCAAGUCAGGUUCUUCAAAGAGUUGGGCAAGUAUUUGACCAAGAAAGAACCACAGAGGUCGGUCAUUCAUGUCAUGGGAUGUAACAUCCUUGGGAACGAGAAAGGCCAGGAGCUUUUUGAUUACCUACGGGAUUUGAUAAAGCCCAACCAGGCACGUUUUGAAGCCCCACUUGAGCUCUCAGAAGCUGGCGCAGAUAUGAUUGACAUGUAUUUUGACUUCAAUAAAUACACCGUGUGGAGAGCUCACAAACAUUCAAAGCUGGACCCUGAAUUAUGAGACAUGACAUCGGAUCAGAUGUUUCAGAACUCGUCCCUCAUCUUCGAGCAUUUAUACUGGAGGAAAAAUGAUAUUCACGAUUUAAAGAGCUCACAGUUGUAAGCUAAUGGAUGGUAGGAUGUCCAAGUUAAAAGGAUACCACCACAAAGGGUAUAUAUGAAACCAGAAUGGGGGAAGAGCAUGGUUUUAUAUUGUGAAUGAAAUUGGCUUCCUUGGUGACUUCAGAUUAGGUUGGACGGAGUAAAAACCCUGCUUACCCGAGCUAUACUGCAUACCUGUACACAUCAUUUUUCUGUGAUGGAAUACAGAACCGAGCCAACACUUUCUGCGGGGUGUACAGGCUGAUUCAUACGUGGCGUGAAAGCAACUUCAAAAUUGACACAUCGGAUCAAAUGUUCAUACAGGAAAUUUGAAAAAAAGUUGAAUGCAUUUCAACUUGACUGAACCCAGCUGCAGUUGCUUUGUGACGUCAAAUUUGCUUCGCUUUCAUGUCCACUUGAAACAUCAGCCUUUACACUAUUGGUGACAAAUUUGUGGAAAAGUGUAAAGUUCUGCGCAAUUUGGAAAUCUGAAAUACAACCCUAGCGCACUUUGGGCUAACAUACACAGCCACGCAACACAGUGCAUGUUCUUUGCGGUAGAAUAAAACGGAUGCAAAGAGCACUAAAAUGCUCCAAUGUUUAAGGGUACACUGUGUAUACCUGUACUUUGUUCAAAAUUGUAUUAAAAUUCUAUUUAUGCGUGUUGUGGUUGUAAUUUUACAGUUGAAAUAAAAUUGAGUGAAA
Messenger RNA from Acanthaster planci (crown-of-thorns starfish), 2772 nucleotides. It is a transcript of the gene nsmf, whose product is annotated as NMDA receptor synaptonuclear signaling and neuronal migration factor. Gene Ontology annotation, molecular function: protein binding. Gene Ontology annotation, biological process: regulation of neuronal synaptic plasticity; regulation of neuron migration. NCBI's taxonomy places the organism in Eukaryota, Metazoa, Echinodermata, Asteroidea, Valvatida, Acanthasteridae. The record is from RefSeq and is a predicted model, not a curated record.